Messenger RNA from Striga hermonthica, 1068 nucleotides. Lineage: Eukaryota; Viridiplantae; Streptophyta; Magnoliopsida; Lamiales; Orobanchaceae. The record is from the annotation of a GenBank genome assembly.
AUGGCUCAAGAAAUGGACGAUUUGGAGUUUCUGCUACCGUCGGAGCUACUGACCGACGACGACCUCCUGACUGAUUUCGCCACUGGAUUUGGGAAUUCCGGCUAUCUGAGCUCUGAUCUGAGUUCCCCGGUCGAGUCGGUCACCGGCCCCUUGGAGUUCGGAAGCGACGACGAUGACGUCGUUGCCGAGUUGACCAGGAAGGUGACUCGUUCCGGAUUGGGGAACUCGAGCUUGUCAUCUGAUUUCACGGCUAAGGGAUUGAAACUAUCAGGUUCGCCCCAGUCCACUCUGUACGGGUUCAAGCCUGGUUCGAGGGGCAGCCCGAACUCUGAUUCCCGGGCUUGUUCGCCGCCUGAAGCCAAAAGUGCUCUGAGCUGGGAUUUGCUUUACGCGGCGGCGGAGGAGGUCGCGAGGAUGCGUCUGGCCGAAGAUACGGCGGCGUUCUACUCCAACGAGGUGUUCGCCCCGGCCCGCAAGCCCGGCCCUCUCUCUGUACCUCAGCCCAAACCCGAUAUGGGCACCGGUUUCUACCCGGUUCGACCUCAAACGCAGACUCACGUCUCUUACCACCAGCUGCAAGCCGCUAAGCUUCAGAUGAAGCAAAACCAGCUAAUGAUGAUGAUUAUGAAAAAUGGGGCUAUGGAUAUGGAUAAUCAGAUUCGUGAAGCAAGGAGAGAUGCCGGAGUUGAUCGAGCAUUUGGUCUGUCAACGGCCGCCUGGCCCACUUUACAACAGUCUAAGCAGCAAACAUGCUCCGCCAUGAAAGCUGCCUUCCUCAGAGAAACCGGGCAAAAAAAGGAGAGGGUUGGGACCGGCGUUUUCAUGCCCAGAAGAUAUAGCCCUAGCCCGGCUGAAGCCCGAAAGAAACCAGGGUUUUCUUUGAAUCCGAACAUUGAUUCCAUGAAUGCCCAGCUUCAAACCAGAGGCAUCGGAAAUUUCAAUCCUGAUUAUGAUGCCAUUUUGAAGCAGAGGAACAAUUUGCCGGCUGCCGCCUUUCCGGCGAGAAGCAUGAGGCCACAGCCGAUUGUGAAUCAAGAAUUCAGGCUUCCUCAAGAGUGGACUUACUAA